AUGGACUCGAGCCCAGCUGGCACCCCCAGUCCGCAGCUCCCGAGGGCCAACGGGAAUAUCAACCUGGGGCCUUCUGCCAACCCAAAUGCCCGGCCCACGGACUUUGACUUCCUCAAAGUCAUUGGCAAAGGAAACUAUGGGAAGGUCCUACUGGCCAAGCACAAGUCCGACGGGAUGUUCUACGCAGUGAAGGUGCUGCAGAAAAAGUCCAUCUUAAAGAAGAAAGAGCAGAGCCACAUCAUGGCCGAGCGCAGCGUGCUCCUGAAGAACGUGCGCCAUCCCUUCCUCGUGGGCCUGCGCUACUCCUUCCAGACCUCCGAGAAGCUCUACUUCGUGCUGGACUAUGUCAACGGGGGAGAGCUUUUCUUCCACCUGCAGCGGGAGCGCCGGUUCCUUGAGCCCCGGGCCCGGUUCUACGCCGCCGAGGUGGCCAGCGCCAUUGGCUACCUGCACUCCCUCAACAUCAUUUACAGGGACCUGAAACCAGAAAACAUUCUCUUGGACUGCCAGGGACACGUGGUGCUGACAGACUUUGGCCUCUGCAAGGAGGGUGUAGAGCCCGAGGAGACCACAUCCACGUUUUGUGGGACCCCCGAGUACUUGGCUCCGGAAGUGCUCCGUAAGGAGCCUUACGAUCGGGCAGUGGAUUGGUGGUGCUUGGGAGCGGUGCUCUACGAGAUGCUACACGGCCUGCCGCCCUUCUACAGCCAAGACGUGUCACAGAUGUAUGAGAACAUUCUGCACCAGCCGCUACGGAUUCCUGGGGGCCGGACGGUGGCCGCCUGCGACCUCCUGCAAGCCCUGCUCCACAAAGACCAGAGGCAGCGGCUGGGCUCCAAAACAGACUUUCUUGAGAUAAAGAGCCAUGUAUUCUUCAGCCCCAUAAACUGGGAUGACUUGUACCACAAGAGGCUGACUCCACCCUUCAACCCAAAUGUGGCAGGACCUGCUGACUUGAAACACUUUGACCCAGAGUUCACACAGGAAGCUGUGUCAAAGUCCAUUGGCUGCACUCCUGACACCAUGGCGAGCAGCUCUGGGGCCUCCAGUGCCUUCCUGGGAUUCUCCUAUGCGCCAGAGGAUGAUGCCAUCUUGGAUUGCUAG
Rangifer tarandus platyrhynchus (Svalbard reindeer) is the source of this 1104-nucleotide messenger RNA. The record is from the annotation of a GenBank genome assembly. NCBI's taxonomy places the organism in Eukaryota, Metazoa, Chordata, Mammalia, Artiodactyla, Cervidae.